Baudoinia panamericana UAMH 10762 is the source of this 698-nucleotide messenger RNA. RefSeq lists its product as uncharacterized. The transcript is spliced from 3 exons. The record is from RefSeq and is a predicted model, not a curated record. Gene Ontology annotation, molecular function: ceramide 1-phosphate binding; ceramide 1-phosphate transfer activity. NCBI's taxonomy places the organism in Eukaryota, Fungi, Ascomycota, Dothideomycetes, Mycosphaerellales, Teratosphaeriaceae. The coding region runs from base 81 to 698 and encodes 205 amino acids. Gene Ontology annotation, cellular component: cytosol; membrane; cytoplasm. Gene Ontology annotation, biological process: ceramide transport; intermembrane lipid transfer.
CUUGCUUCUUCAUUAUCCACCAGCGUCGAGACUCUUGCAAAAGCACCUAGACUCUCAAGCGGACAUCAGACUGUUGCAAGAUGGCAGCCUUUCCACCCGGCGGCACCUACUUCGACAACGCCAAGCGCUCCUUCACCCAAGUACCCGUCAACAAGAGCAAAGAAGAUGCAAUUUCCACGACGGAGUUUCUGGAAGCGUCAGAGUCCUUGACUGGCCUGUUCGACGUGCUGGGAAGUGCUGCGUUUAGGCCCGUGAAAAGCGACAUAGUCGGCAACAUCACCAAAGUGCGAAACCGCCAGCUAGAAGCACCCCUGGAGUCCGAAACACUGCAAGACCUCUGCCUCAACGAACUCAAAGCGAAGAAGCAUACCGCAACCGAAGGUCUAAUCUGGCUGAACCGAGCACUAGAUUUCACCGCCCAAGGCAUCCGCCAUAACCUCUCACACCCCACCGAGGAACUCUCAACCUCCUUCCGCGACGCCUACGGCAAUACGCUCAAGCCUCACCACUCUUUCAUCGUCAAGCCCAUCUUCUCCGCCGCCAUGUCCGCGACGCCCUACCGAAAAGACUUCUACCCGAAGCUGGGCGAUGACCAGACGAGGGUGCAGAAGGAGUUGGAUGAAUGGUUGACUGCGUUGGAAGAAAGGGUCAAAAUACUGAAUGCGUUUCUAGGAAGGAAGGAUGUUAUUAAGUGGUAG